AUGGAGAAGAUUGAAGAGAGAUCACUGGAAGAAUCGAGAAAUGAGAACUUGAAGGAAAAGUGGGUUGCGAAGAAUAAGUGCAUUCAGAAAGUUCGGCAGAAAUUGAAAAUCGUCAUUUUGAUAUAUAUGAAGUAUGAAGUGAAUAUGGACAGUGAAGAAUUUGAGUCCGAAUCUAAAGUGGUGACUUCAGACAAUGAAGCUGGGGAUUUCUCUGAUAAGGAAAAUUCCAUGGUCCAAUGA
Ilex paraguariensis (yerba mate) is the source of this 240-nucleotide messenger RNA. The record is from the annotation of a GenBank genome assembly. NCBI's taxonomy places the organism in Eukaryota, Viridiplantae, Streptophyta, Magnoliopsida, Aquifoliales, Aquifoliaceae.